AAAUGUGAAUUUUCAGGUUUCGGGUUUGGAUUCUUAGUUGUGAUAAUUAGCAUUGCUUGUAUAUACGUUACCAUCCAGAAGAGAAGAAUUUUCAGAGUACGAGAGAGAUUCUUCCACCAAAAUGGCGGUUUGCUAUUGAAGCAACAACUUUCUUCAAACGAGGGUAGUAUGGAAUCGGCUAAAAUAUUUUCUGCAGAAGAGCUAGAGAAUGCCACCAACAAUUAUUCUGAAGACCGAAUCCUUGGCAGAGGAGGGUAUGGAACAGUUUACAAAGGGAUUUUAGACGACAAACGUAUUGUUGCAAUCAAGAAAUCAAGAAUAAUGGACCAGAACCAAAUAGAGCUAUUUAUUAAUGAGGUGGUCAUUCUUACUCAGAUUAACCACAGAAAUGUGGUCAAACUAAUGGGGUGUUGUUUGGAAACUGAAGUUCCUUUGUUAGUAUAUGAAUAUAUCUCAAAUGAUACUCUAUGUCACCAUAUCCACAACAGUGGGGGAAUGCCUUGGUUUUCUUGGGAAAAUCGGUUGAGAAUUGCCAUCGAGUCUGCCGGCGCGCUUGCAUAUCUUCAUUCUUCAGCAGGAAUGCCGAUUAUCCACAGAGAUGUUAAGUCACCAAAUAUAUUAUUGGAUGAGUAUUACACUGCUAAAAUAGCUGAUUUUGGAGCUUCAAGACUUGUCCCUAUUGAUCAAACACAAGUGACAACUCUUGUACAAGGAACCUUGGGUUAUCUUGAUCCCGAGUAUUUUCAAACAAGUCGAUUGAGAGAGAAAAGUGAUGUUUAUAGUUUUGGGGUGGUCUUGGCUGAGCUUUUGACUGGGAGGAAACCUUUGUGUAUUGAAAAGUGUGAAGAAGAGAUAAACCUAGCUACUUACUUUGUAGUGUCCGUCAAGGAAAACCGGUUGUUCCAAAUAGUUGAGCCGAGAAUUAUGAGGGAAGGGAGUUUGGAGCAAAUCAGUGCAGUUGGUGAGCUUGUUAAGAGCUGUCUGAAGUUGAAUGGAGACGAAAGACCGACUAUGAAAGAAGUGACUACAGAAUUAGAGAGACUGAGUAAGUACAAUUUAAAUUCCCACAAACAUGAAGAAAUAAUCCCUGAUCGAAGAAACAUGGGACUAAGAGGUGAGCAGCAACCUGAUCUGUAUCCAGUUUCGACAACUCCGACAACUCCAGAUAUUCAGCACUGGGAGGUACUCUGGACAGAACAAUCCGGAAAACCGGACGUUCCACACAAUCCAUAAUCCUUGUUAAACAAACGGACACAAUGUUUUUCAGGUUCAUUUGAUGUUUUUAUUUGAUAUAUUUCCUAUAAUAUUUAUUUUCUCAGUUUUUUGUGUUAGAAGAGAUAAGAAAGCUUGUCGUUAAGCAACAUGCAGACCCAACAUGGAGUUGGGAAACAAUCUAUCCUUCUUUAAAAUGAGAUACAAUAAUACUGUUCUGCUUAUUGGACUUGAAUUUUUUGGUUGUAACUUGCAAAACUCUGGUGAUUAUUACCAGUUGACAAAAUUAUGAUGUAACGUUUGUGAAAAAUUGAUUUUGAAGCUUUAUUAUUACCAAUUGUUUCGGCAAAUCCAUUGUACAUUUGGGAUUGGUGGGGUGCUAGUCUACGUCAUUCGGGUUUAAUUUGACGACCCCACUUUCCAAUAUACAAGUUCAUCUAUAUUAUUUUUACCAUCGACCAUGAAACAUGUAUGUUUUUCUAUAUUCGAAAAAAAAAGAAUUGGCUUUACAAGACGUCAUUAGAUUAUUUGUUCCGUUUGCAUAGAAUGGGGUGGAAAUGAAUGUAAUUUUUGCAAGGUAGUAGUAGGUCAAGGGGCAUUCUUGUCAACUGACAGAUGUAACUAACUCAGUUGGGGCUCUGCACAAGUGAACAUACUUCAAUAAAUCUAUGCGCAUGGUGGUAACUGAUUGUUGAGGGGUUCGUCCAUGUAUGCUCAGAUUGGAUCAUUUUCUUUGACAUUGAAAAUGAGCCUGUGUUUUCUUUUCGGCCUAACUAAUCUUAUCUAAUGACCACAAUUAUCGGAUGGUCAUAUAAUCAACUAUCUAACAACUUCUAUACAUACAUUAUAAGUUUAAGAUUAGUUUGAAAGUUAAGAAGUUACCGAGGCAAACUGAUGUAGGUUGCUCCUGGUGCAAAGUUGCCAACCCAUCA
Molecule: messenger RNA, 2144 nt
Organism: Erythranthe guttata (spotted monkey flower)
Lineage: Eukaryota; Viridiplantae; Streptophyta; Magnoliopsida; Lamiales; Phrymaceae
Source: RefSeq, a predicted model, not a curated record